Molecule: messenger RNA, 1797 nt
Organism: Salmo salar (Atlantic salmon)
Lineage: Eukaryota; Metazoa; Chordata; Actinopteri; Salmoniformes; Salmonidae
Product: protein phosphatase 1 regulatory subunit 3D
Biological process (GO): regulation of glycogen biosynthetic process
Cellular component (GO): protein phosphatase type 1 complex
Molecular function (GO): glycogen binding; protein phosphatase 1 binding
Source: RefSeq, a predicted model, not a curated record
AGAGAGAGAGAGACAGAGAGAGAGAGAGAGAGAUACAUUGCAGCUGCAGAGAGAGAGGUUGGGGCUUAGGAUCAGAGCAGCAGGUCAUGUGUUGGAGCAGCAGAAAUACGACAAGUUGUCAGCUUGGACAGCAGUACAGAGGGCAAGGCAGCAGCUAUACAGCAGUACAGAGGGCAAGACAGCGGCUAUACAGCAGUACAGAGGGCAAGGCAGCAGCUAAACAGCAGUACAGAGGGCAAGGCAGCGGCUAAACAGCAGUACAGAGGGCAAGGCAGCAGCUAAACAGCAGUACAGAGGGCAAGGCAGCAGCUAACAGCAGUACAGAGGGCAAGGCAGCAGCUAAACAGCAGUACAGAGGGCAAGGCAGCGGCUAAACAGCAGUACAGAGGGCAAGACAGCGGCUAUACAGCAGUACAGAGGGCAAGGCAGAGGCUAAACAGCAGUACAGAGGGCUGGUCAGGUGAAACAGAGAAUGGUGUUUGGUCCUGUCUGUUUAAAGGAUACUGUCACUAGUCCUGUUUCUAUGAUGAGCAGCAUGGCCAGCGUGGGGAGGCCCAAAGCAGUGUCUCACGGUGUCGUUGGGAAGGAGAUGGACAGGACAUGGUUGCGUGGCAACGACAGGCUGAAAACAGUGUCUCCAUGCGUCAAAGGAAAACCCAGAGCUGUGUCGCCAGGCAUGAUAGGGGAGCAGAGGGCAGUGUGUCCUUGGAGGCCAGAGUCGAUGUCUCCAGGUGUGCUCCAGAACACCAGCAACUACAGCAGUGUGACCCCAUGCCAGACCACUACUAAGACUCUCCGAGUGACGGACAUCUUGGACUCCAAACCGGAGCCAACCAAGGCCCCUGUCAAGAUCCGGCCCCCUAGCCCACGUCCCCCGUCCCUCAAGGAGCCCAUUUUCAGUCGCAAACUGUCCAGUGACCCUCCCGUCCAGCCUAUCAUAAGACGCAGGACCCAGUCUUUGCCCUCGGUCCGCGAGAGAAUCAGAGACCGCCAGGUACGCUUCGUGGACUCCUUGGGGCUGGAGCUGGAGGAAAUCAAGGUGUUCAGCAAUGGAGAGGAGCCACGGAUUCCAGCCCACGUCUUCUCCAGACUUCUCAUGAGCGCUGAGAUGAACUCAAGGCGGUCCCUGGAGCUUUCCUUGCCUUACUUCAAACCCUGUUUUCCCGAAAACACGGGCUCCCAGCCGGGUUUCGUUAAGCGCCUGGUGGAGCAGGUGGUCUCUCUGGAUCAGGUCCUGUGUUCUGAGCUUGGCAUCAUCGGCACGGUGCAGGUCCUCAACCUGGCCUUCGACAAGGAGGUGACGAUCCACUACUCCUUUACCAACUGGAGGAGCAGUGCUGAGACCAGAGCCUGCUGGGUGGCUACCCUCCACAGGGAUCAGACGGAGGGACCAGAGUCUGAUUUAUUCCGGUUUCGUCUACCCGUCCCGCCCUUCAUCCUGCUGCCUGGAGCACAGCUGGAGUUCGCUGUGUGUUACAGAGUGAUGGGAGCUGAGUACUGGGACAACAACGAUGGGAAAAACUACAAACUAUCCUGUCACAGCUACACACUCACUGUACCUCGGGAGUGUGAGGCCAGCAUGGUGCACUACACCUGACUGGCCACUAGGGGGGGGGGCAACCAGAGCUGUAGAGCGAUAGAGCUCUAUUUCAUAGAGGUCAAUGGGGAAGAAGACAACACAGCUGCACCAAGUGGUUUGACAGUACACAGAUCUGCCUGUAGGAAUAGAAAAUAAAAUUAAACAAGCCAUUCUCCUUAUUAAAAAAAAAAAAAAGAUUAAAGGCAUUUAAAGACAUU